This is a messenger RNA of Momordica charantia (bitter melon), 1640 nucleotides long. RefSeq lists its product as uncharacterized. Lineage: Eukaryota; Viridiplantae; Streptophyta; Magnoliopsida; Cucurbitales; Cucurbitaceae. The record is from RefSeq and is a predicted model, not a curated record. Gene Ontology annotation, molecular function: catalytic activity.
AACAUCGCGAGUCAGUUGAACGUACGGAAACAGGUUCGUUCUUCCUGUAUGUAGCGACCAAGAAUCGUUGCCUUCUGUCCUCACACUGCGUAUUUCAAUCUCUUCAUCGCACCCAUUUUCGCCGUCCCGAUUUGCAGUUGCAGUCUCCUUCCAACUCCCACUCUCUCCAAUUCUUCACUCAAGAAGCCGCCCGCUCCAACCAUCGACUGCGUAAAGAUAGUGAGGAAAUAUUGGAGUCAUGGGAGAAGCUCCUGCGAAGGCGCUUCGGAGGAUUCUGGAUUCGCCUGGGGUUCAUCUAGGUCCUGCUUGCUUCGAUGCUCUCAGUGCUAAGCUUAUCGAGAGAGCUGGAUUUUCGUACUGCUUUACCAGCGGAUUUUCAAUAUCAGCUUCCAGAUUGGCACUGCCAGAUACAGGUUUUAUGUCAUAUGGUGAAAUGUUGGAUCAAGGGCAACAAAUUACUGAAGCUGUAUCAAUUCCAGUCAUUGGAGAUGGGGAUAAUGGAUAUGGAAAUGCACUAAAUGUAAAGAGAACUAUUAAAGGGUUUAUUCGAGCAGGCUUUGCAGGGAUCCUUCUCGAAGAUCAGGUAUCACCAAAAGCUUGUGGACAUACACGAGGCAGGAAAGUGGUGCCUAGAGAAGAAGCAGUGUCGUGUAUAAGAGCAGCUGUUGAUGCUCGAAAAGAAAGUGGCUCUGACAUUGUUAUUGUGGCUCGAACUGAUGCUCGACAGGCCGUGUCCCUUGAUGAAGCACUUUGGAGGACGAAGGCCUUUGCUGAUGCUGGAGCUGACGUUCUUUUUAUUGAUGCACUAGCUUCAAUAGAAGAGAUGAAGGCUUUCUGCAAAAUCUCUCCUGAAGUACCUAAAAUGGCCAAUAUGCUUGAAGGAGGAGGGAAAACACCAAUCCUCAAUCCUCUUGAACUUGCGGAAAUUGGAUAUAAGGUUGUUGUUUAUCCUCUGUCCUUGGUUGGCAUCUCAAUUCGAGCAAUGCAGGAUGCACUGCUUGCACUUAAAGAAGGUCAAAUACCUUCUGAACGCAUGCCAUCUUUUGAAGAAAUGAAGGAAAUACUAGGUUUCAACAGUUAUUAUGAAGAAGAGGAGAAAUAUGCUUCUGCUGUUAGCCUUCCUUCGCAAGGUGAUGGAUCAAAACAUCCCUCUUCUGGCAUCUUGUCCCGGAGAUUGAUGGUCAAAAUAACAGGAAAAGAUGGACUUGAGAAACUUGAUGUUAGGAUUCCUGCGGGAUCUUUGGAUGGAGUAGCAAACAUAGUUCCAGCUUUAGGAGGCGUAAACAUCAAGGAACUGCUGAACGAUGCAGCUGAGGAAGUAGGAGGAAAGCUGUUGCUUGAUUUUAUUGAUAAAACUGGUGACCGAAUUCACGUUUUCCUGGAGUAACUUCGUUCAGUUCAUUGCAACUGCCAUGAAAACCUGGAGAUGAAGGAAGGUAUCUCAACCGUAAUAUAUGCUCUGAUAAUUUGCAUUUGCUUACAGUGAUACCGCAGGACACAUGUAAAGAAUAGGUAAGCAGACAUGACUGUAUUUGUCUGUUAAUAAGCGGAUUAGUAAGCAAACACAAACAUCUUUGUCUGUUAAUUACUGGAUUAUGAAUCUCUUUUUAUGUUCAAGCCUAUUCUAGUCGUUAUUCGUU